AUGUCACAUAGAGUUGUAACACUUCCACGGUUACACUCUGUGAGCAACUUUAAUUAUUUUUUUCAGAACACCAAGAGGAACUUGGUUAUAGAGCAAAAUUUUAUCAAUAACCAAUACUUACUUCGUAAAGUGUUGUUACCAAAUCUUAGUGGGAGAGUUCGACACUUGACUUCACAGACAUCUCGAUUUUCCGACAACACAAAUGCUGGUAGAUUGCUGUCAUCUACAUCUGUGAUUGAGAACGUUGCCUCCAAAGUUUUAACAUGUCAAGAGCCCGAAGCACAGCUGUCUCAAAAAACGGGCAUCGACCCAAGUAAUGCUACUACUCAUAAACAUAUUCCAUUUAAAAUAAUCCCAAAAGAUUCACAAGCUUCAAAAACUCAACCAGUGACCCUUUUCCCAAAAUCUAAAGCACAAUUAAAGAACACUUGUACGGCAUAUCUAAAGUUGACAAAACCUAAUCUAACAGUGCUAGUUACAUUAAGCUCUAUAUGCUCUUACGCUAUAUCUCCGUUGUCAGUCUCAUUACAAGAAUUGUUGUUUUUGACUGUGGGUACGGCAUUAUGUUCUGGAGCAGCAAAUGCUAUAAAUAUGGGCCGAGAGCCAGAGUUUGACAAACAAAUGCCGCGAACAGUUGGAAGACCAGUUGUACGUGGGUUGAUUACUCCCACACAGGCGUAUCAAUUUGCUGCUGUUAGUGGUGCUAUUGGUUGUGGGAUGUUGUGGUUUGGCGUCAACCCAACAGUGUCGUUGUUGGGGUUUUCAAAUAUCGUGUUGUAUGCGUGGUUAUAUACAUCCAUGAAAAGAAAAUCAAUCAUUAAUACAUGGGUGGGUGCAGUUGUGGGAGCUAUACCACCGUUGAUGGGGUGGGCAGCCUCGUCUUCUUUGGCACAUCCUGCAGCCUGGUGUUUGGCAGGACUCUUGUACGCGUGGCAGUUCCCUCAUUUCAAUGCUUUGUCCCAUGGAAUUGCCCAGCAGUAUAAGCUGGCCGGAUAUGUUAUGGCGGCAGCAGAAAAUCCUAGACUAAAUGCAAGAGUGGCGUUACGUUACUCUGUGCUUAUGUUCCCGUUAUGUUUUGGGUUGAGCUAUUUUGGCGUUACCGACUGGGUCUUCCCAUUUGACUCUGCUAUUGCCAAUGGCUGGUUGACUUAUUUGGCAUAUAUUUUCUGGCAACAACAAGAGAGGAAUUAUAAAAAUGGAGCUAAAGCAACCAGUGAAGGAUUAGCUUUGGCUGGAGUCCACGCCAAGAAGUUAUUUUGGUGUUCAGUAUGGCAUUUGCCAGCAGUUUUGAUAUUGGCAAUGUUGCAUAAAAAGGAUCAAUGGAAUCGAUUGUUUGAGCAUAUUGGCUUGAAGACUCGAAAGAUUGAGGGUAGAUUGGAGGUCUGA
Candida dubliniensis CD36 is the source of this 1386-nucleotide messenger RNA. Its product is annotated as protoheme IX farnesyltransferase. The record is from RefSeq and is a predicted model, not a curated record. Lineage: Eukaryota; Fungi; Ascomycota; Pichiomycetes; Serinales; Debaryomycetaceae. Gene Ontology annotation, cellular component: mitochondrial membrane; mitochondrion. Gene Ontology annotation, biological process: heme biosynthetic process. Bases 1 to 1386 code for a protein of 461 amino acids. Gene Ontology annotation, molecular function: protoheme IX farnesyltransferase activity. The transcript has a single exon.